UUUGGACCUAAAGUCAACUAGUUAUCUGUUUGUACUUUGGCCCUUCUCACUCCCACUACAUGUGAAGAGGGGAAGGAGCUUUCGGAAGUCCGUGAGAUGAAAAGAGGAAAAACACAGUCUAAAUUUACGAAAGGGAAAAGGGAGGACGGGAGGAAGCACACUGAGAUGGCAUCUGACAAGCAUCACGGAUCAGUUGUCGUAGCAGUUAUCGCGGUACUAUUUGCCAUUCUUGUAGCGCCGCUCACCGCCGAAAUCCCCUCCUCUCAUCCCCACCGCAAGUCUCAGGCGUUGAAAAUGGACGAGGCAGCUCUUAUUGUGAACAAUGAACUGGACAGUGAUGUGAUCGUGUCGGUCCUGUCUGAUCAUUGUUUUCAGUGUUUGUUCCAGCCCCUCGGUGUGGUGCCGGCAGGCCCAGGCCCAGGCAAGCCCAGUGCGGUCAGCUUCACAGUGGACACACAGCACAGCAUAGCCCUGCAGCUGAACAGAACCCCAGUCAACCGAGAGCUGUGCCGGGUCUCCUUUCACUUUGGGGAGCAUGGAAAUUACUCUCUGUGGGUGAAGAAUUUAAACAGCUCUUCUGAGGUGAACUGUUCCCUGGUUACAGACACGGAGCCAAUUAACAGCUACCUACCUAUCUUGUUUGCAGCCUUGGUUUUCGUUGGAUUAUCUGUGUUGGCUGCAGUCGGGAAGUCUAUUCUUGGGUUGCAAGUGGUGAGAAAUCUUCUCUUCCGUUUGGGGAACGCCAUGGAGACGGAGCGGCUCAUUAACUCUGAGCUUGGCCCCCCCAACAGGAUGAUGGAAUCCUCCACUGAGUCCAUCACUCCAGCCUCCACAGGACGAAGACUCCGAUCCCUCGACACUUUUCGUGGGCUGGCACUAGUGAUAAUGGUCUUCGUUAACUAUGGGGGAGGGAGAUACUGGUUCUUCAGACAUGAAAGCUGGAAUGGACUCACUGUCGCUGACCUGGUCUUUCCUUGGUUUGUGUUCAUUAUGGGAACAUCUGUGUCAAUGUCCAUGAGCUCAGCACUGCGGCGAGGAACCAAGCGCACCCACCUGCUCUGGAAAGUUCUGUGGAGGAGCCUUCAGCUCUUCCUCAUUGGAGUCUUCAUCAUCAACCCAAACUAUUGCCAAGGGCCCUUGUCCUGGGAUGCCCUCCGUAUACCUGGUGUCUUACAGCGUCUGGGAUUCACCUACCUUGUUGUUGCUGUUUUGGAUCUUGUCACUGCCAAGGACAGACUGGACAACCUUCCAACCGAAGCCUGGUGGUAUCCUGCGUGUGAGGUCUUGCUCUACUGGCCUGCUUGGCUGUGUGUGGUUGCCCUGGAAACAGUGUGGUUGUGCCUGAGCUUCCUGCUGCCGGUGCCAGGUUGUCCGACUGGCUAUUUGGGUCCAGGAGGAAUUGGGGACUUUGGCCAGUUCCCAAAAUGCACUGGGGGAGCAAGUGGCUACAUCGACCGCUGGAUUCUGGGAGAGAACCAUAUUUACCAAACCCCGUCGCCACGGCUUGUUUACCAGACGACGGUGCCGUAUGAUCCUGAGGGGAUUCUUGGCAGUGUUAACUCUGUACUGAUGGCUUUCCUAGGCCUCCAGGCAGGUAAGAUUCUACUGCACUACAAGGACCAGCACGGAAAAAUAAUGGCUCGUUUUCUCAUAUGGGGACUCAUACUGGGCCUUGUAUCAGCUGUCCUGACCAAGUGUUCUCGAGACCAUGGCUUCAUUCCCGUCAAUAAGAACUUAUGGUCCCUGUCCUAUGUCACCACUCUGAGCUGCUUUGCGUAUGUGGUUCUAGUGGUUGUGUACUACACAGUGGAUGUGAGGAAGUGGUGGUCUGGGGCGCCUUUCUUCUACCCUGGUAUGAACUCCAUCCUGGUCUACGUGGGUCAUGAAGUGUUUGAAGGAUAUUUUCCCUUCCGCUGGAAGAUGACCAAUACUCAGUCACACGCUGAGCACUUGACCCAGAACCUGGUGGCCACGUCUCUCUGGGUCCUCAUCUCCUUCCUGCUGUACAAGAAGAAGAUCUUCUGGAAGAUCUAAGCUCCACCGCCGUGAAGGUCACAGUCAGGAGGGACGGAGACGACCUUGCCCAAGAGAGGGUCAGAGACGAAGGUGGAGCGAUGAUAAAUCCCGAGCGGAGGAGCCAACCUGUUACGGACCUUGUUUUCUCAGAGGAAUGUUGUUAAGCCCAGGAGGCUGCUGCCACGUCAGCGCUGAGCGUUGGAAGCAGCUGAACACGAGCUGAACACGAGCUCGACCCAGAGUCUGAGGAGUCAUCGUGGUUCAGUCUGAGCUGCACAGAGACACAGGGUUUGGAAAACCUCAGACAUAUUUCAUCCCCUCGAUUAAACCCAUUGUAAUGGAGAAUGGUUCUGUGAUACAGCAUGCCUGCUGCUGCUUGCAGGUACUGCUUAAUCUGUAUUUCAUAUUAAAUAAACA
This is a messenger RNA of Chanos chanos (milkfish), 2433 nucleotides long. It is a transcript of the gene hgsnat, whose product is annotated as heparan-alpha-glucosaminide N-acetyltransferase. Bases 97 to 2034 code for a protein of 645 amino acids. NCBI's taxonomy places the organism in Eukaryota, Metazoa, Chordata, Actinopteri, Gonorynchiformes, Chanidae. The transcript is spliced from 18 exons. The record is from RefSeq and is a predicted model, not a curated record.